Messenger RNA from Salmo salar (Atlantic salmon), 7624 nucleotides. NCBI's taxonomy places the organism in Eukaryota, Metazoa, Chordata, Actinopteri, Salmoniformes, Salmonidae. The record is from RefSeq and is a predicted model, not a curated record.
UACAGUUGAGCCACGUAAAGGGUUAAGUGUUCCAGGAAGAGAAUCACACAGCAGUAUCUGGUGGGGAGGAGCAUUACUAACGUCACUUUGUUGUACUGAAACUGAAGUAGAGAGACGUACAGUAUCUUGUUUACGGGACCAAACUGUCCAGCACUUCAGAAAUCUACUAAAUAGCUACAUGUUCAGACUACACGCUGAAUCUCCUACUCUUUGACACCAAGGACAGAAAGGACAGACAUAUCAUCCACAAAAACAUACAGAUAUGGCCACCUCCAGCAGUCUCCUGUCUGAAGAGCAGUUCCUGUGCUCUAUCUGUCUGGAUGUGUUCACUGAGCCAGUCUCUAGUCCAUGUGGACACAACUUCUGCAAGGCCUGUAUCACAAAGUACUGGGAUAGCAAUGACCUGUGCCAGUGUCCCAUGUGUAAAAAGACAUUUGAUAAGAGACCAGAUCUGUUCGUCAAUACUUUAAUUUCUGAGAUGGCUGCUCAGUUCAGACAGACAGUUGAAGUGAAAGCUACCAGCAGCCCGGACCAAUGCUCUGCCAUGAUUGUAGAAGUGUCCUGUGAUGUCUGCACUGGGAUGAAGCUCAAGGCCCUGAAGUCCUGCCUGGUGUGUCAGACCUCUUACUGUGAGACUCACCUGGAGCCUCAUCAGAGAGUCCCAGCCUUAAAGAGACACAAGCUGAUCAACCCUGUGGAGAACCUGGAAGACAGGAUGUGUAAGAAGCACGACAGACCUCUAGAGCUGUUCUGUAGGAGUGACCAGACUUGUGUGUGUCAAUUCUGCACUGAGACAGACCAGAAGACUCAUGACACUGUCCCGCUAGAGGAAGAGUUUGGAGAGAGGAAGGCUAAACUGGGGAAGACUGAGGCAGAAGUGCAGCAGAUGAUCCAGGAGAGACUGCAGAAGGUUCAGGAGAUCAAACACUCAGUAGAUCUCAGCAAGAGAGAGGCAGAGAGAGAGAUAUCAGACAGUGUACAGGUCUUCACUGCUCUGGUGCGCUCCAUUGAGAGAAGUCAGGCUGAGCUCAUUGAGGUGAUUGAGGAGAAGCUGAAAGCAACAGAGACGCAGGCUGAAGGGCUCAUCAAAGAGCUGGAGCAGGAAAUCACUGAGCUAAAGAGGACAAGCACUGAGCUGGAGCAGCUCUCACACACUGAGGACCACCUCCACCUCCUCCAGAGCAUCCCAUCCCUGUGCACCCCCCUACCCAUCAAGGACUGGUCUGAGAUCAGUGUUCACAGUGAUCUGUGUGUGGGGACUGUGAUGAGAGCUGUAUCUCAGCUGGAGGAGACACUGAAUAAACAGAUGGAGAAGCUGCCUGAAGUCAAACUGAAGAGGAUACAGCAGUAUGCAGUGGAUGUGACUCUGGAUCCUGAUACAGCACAUCCGUCUCUCAUCAUGUCUGAGGAUAGAAAACAGUCGGAGUUCUCCAGUGCCGCCAUCCUCCACCAGGGGAGGAGAGACCAGGUAGCAGAGUCAUGUCGGGCUCAGAGUGCAUCCAGCCGCAAGCGCCGGGUCCUGACCCCUGGUGACCUCAAACACCUGGUGGUGGAUGAGGAGCAUGAGCUCAUCUACUGCUAUGUCCCCAAGGUGGCCUGCACCAACUGGAAACGCGUCAUGAUGGUCCUCACGGGACGCGGCAAGUACAGUGACCCUAUGGAGAUCCCUUCCAACGAGGCCCACGUCCCAUCCAACCUGAAAUAUCUGAACCAGUACAGCAUCGCUGAGAUCAACCACCGCCUCAAGAGCUACCUCAAGUUCCUGUUCGUCCGGGAGCCCUUCGAGAGGCUCGUCUCCGCUUACCGCAACAAGUUCACCCUCAAGUACAACUCCUCCUUCCACCGUCGCUUCGGCACCAAGAUCGUCCGCCGCUACCGCAAGAACGCCACGCAGGAGGCGCUGCUCAACGGCGCCGACGUCAAGUUCCGGGAGUUCGCCGAGUAUCUUGUCGACCCGGCCACGCAACGCGACGGCCCGCUCAACGAGCACUGGCAGACGGUGUACCAGCUGUGCCACCCCUGUCACAUCCACUAUGACCUGGUGGGCAAGUACGAAACCCUGGAGGAAGACGCCAACUACGUUCUGCGGCUGGCGGGGGUGGGCGAGUCGGUGCGCUUCCCGACCUACGCCAAGUCCACCCGCACCACAGACAGCAUGACGGCCCAGUUCUUCAGCAACAUCAGCUCCCAGCAGCACAGCCAGCUCUUCCAGCUGUAUAAACUGGACUUCCUCAUGUUCAACUACUCCACGCCAAGCUAUCUGCGACUGGACUAACGACUAGCGGACCAGGACAUGACUAGCCAGCUGGGACUCUGGGCACGAUCCACUUUUAAUAAGAGAAGAAAAAAAUAACUGAGAGAGAGGAGAAUGGAUAUUUUUGCGAAAGCUUUAUUCAAAAACUGUCGUCACUGUUUCUGGGGGUGAACAGGAAGGGCUGAGGUGAAUGGGAGGGACAGAGAUUGAGGAAAGGUGCUGGAUCCGAUUUGAUGUGAAAGAAUCUUUGUUAUCCAAUCAGCAUUGUCCUGAAGGUAAUAAAGGAGGAAGUGGAGAUCCUAUACCAUGAGAAUGCAGGGUUCGGGUGGAGCUGAUGUCAGAGGUUUUCUAAGAGGGGAAAUAGAGGAGAGAAGCAGGACUCUUGGAGAGUGAUUGAUGUGUGUUCUGUAUGUAAAUGAGGUGGGACUCUUGACCAAUUAGGCUGCUUUGGAUUCUGCACAGCAAAUGGUGGCCUCGCAUGCACGCGCCCUGGCCCCAAAGCAUCAUGGGAGCUGAGCUUAUUUUAUAACGAACAAUAACGAAACUCCGUCAAAUUGUAAAACACAUCCAUGUCCUUCAGUGUGCUGUAUCCUGGGUGUGUUUGAUAGCACCCACCAAUUAUACGUUUGAUAAGUAUACUGGCUCUUGGCUCCACCUCAAGCCCUCCUCAUUAUAGCUGUCUAUUGACUUUGCUCUAAAGACCUCUAGAACCAUCAGGUGUAAAGAGUGGAGCUACAAUUUACAGCCAACUGCUCUAAAGUAGUAGCUAUGCUGUCAAGAUCGCCAUCGUCAUAGGUGAAAAGAAGGUUUGCCAGGUGAGGCCUCAGACUCCCACAGCAGGAUCUGAAACGGCGGCCAUUUUAGAAAGACACUGAGCACCCUCAAGGCUUUAAGCCACAGGAAGUGGUCAGAAGGAGAAAGGAAGUGCCGUUGUGAAUGGGUGCACCGGAUGUGAUUGACAGGUGUUAGGGGCCUCCCACUGACCCAGAGAGGAACUGAAGAAGAGAUGGCCCGUGUGGCUGUGAAAGGGUUUAAGGGACAGGAUCUUAUAACCCUGCCCACGCCACGCCCUUAAACCAGGGAGGGCCAUAAACCCCCCCCCGCUUCGACGACCAAUCAUGUAUUUUAGUAAAUUAAGUCUAUUUUUUUUUUGUCUUGGUUUUAUUGUCUUAUGAAAACAUUGCUGUGAGCAGCAAUAAAAAAAAGAUUAUUUAAAUUACUUUUACUGUCGGGGAGUGGGUGGGGGGGAGAGGAAGAUUUUAAUAUUUGUUUUCUUGGCAGAUGAACGUUUUAGUAGAUUUUUAAAGAUAAAAUUGUUUUUAUGAGUUUUGUUUUUCAUGUUUUUUGUCCUGAGUUGCCUCCGGUACACUGUUAAUGAUAACAUUUUAAUAUUCUUCCUUUUUCCGAAGGGCGUACAAUAUAGUGAAGUCCGUGGCUUUGGUUUCUCUGUGCGUGAGAGCUGGGACAUCCCAUGGGAUUUAGAGUUAUUCCCUCUCUCCCCCUUAGUCAACUGAGUCUGAUGCCAAAGGGUUGGAACACUGCCAAUGACAGAAAGGGACAGAGUCAACUCAACUCUUAUCAGUACUUUUCGGUACAUCCAAUUAUUUACAAAACAUUUACAAUCCUGUGAUUGAAAACAUAAACUAUUGCAUGAGAAAAGUAUUCCACAUACAUAUCUACAUCGCAGGCUACUACUCAGAAUCAGAAACAAGAGCAGUGUUUGCCUUGAUAAUGAUCGAUAAUGGAACCGUCUACCUUUGAGUCUGGCGGUGAAAGUCAGGUCUGUGUUCGCCCUCAGGUGCAAGUGCAGUGUCUAAUCAUUACUCUGUGUAGUCUAUGGGAUCACAGAGAGUCAUAUAGACAGUGCAGGAGUGGGCGACGGAGGGCGAGAGAAGACAACUUAUUUAGCCAAGCUGGGAGGGAGGGAGUCCUCUUUAUUCUUUACACCCCUUUGUCAUUCUUCCUCCAUUCAGACUUCAAAGAGAGAGGGACGUUUAUUGGGAAAGUUGUGUAUUUUUAUAUUGCUAGGUCUGAGCAGAAGUAACAGCUGCACAGAAAUGAUUCACUUCUAUAUUCAUCUGUCCCUCUGACUGUUAGUUUAGACAGGCGUGGUGACUAAUGACAAGCUCACCUCAUUCUGUCAUAGCUUCUAAAAUAUUGGUGUCAGUUGUGUCUGUUUGCAUGUGUGUGUCGUUAUAAUUAGCAACUGGUUUGGAGGAACAAGGCCCUCCACAUCUGGCUCUGAUAAAGAGGAAGGCUGCUGGUUUAGAGGAACAAGGACCUCCACAUCUGGCUCUGAUAAAGAGGAAGGCUGCUGGUUUGGAGGAACAAGGCCCUCCACAUCUGGCUCUGAUAAAGAGGAAGGCUGCUGGUUUGGAGGAACAAGGCCCUCCACAUCUGGCUCUGAUAAAGAGGAAGGCUGCUGGUUUAGAGGAACAAAGCCCUUCACAUCUGGCUCUGAUAAAGAGGAAGCCUGCUGGUUUGGAGGAACAAGGCCCUUCACAUCUGGCUCUGAUAAAGAGGAAGGCUGCUGGUUUGGAGGAACAAGGCCCUCCACAUCUGGCUCUGAUAAAGAGGAAGGCUGCUGGUUUGGAGGAAGAAGGCCCUCCACAUCUGGCUCUGAUAAAGAGGAAGGCUGCUGGUUUGGAGGAACAAGGCCCUCCACAUCUGGCUCUGAUAAAGAGGAAGGCUGCUGGUUUGGAGGAACAAGGCCCUCCACAUCUGGCUCUGAUAAAGAGGAAGCCUGCUGGUUUGGAGGAACAAGGCCCUCCACAUCUGGCUCUGAUAAAGAGGAAGGCUGCUGGUUUGGAGGAACAAGGCCCUCCACAUCUGGCUCUGAUAAAGAGGAAGGCUGCUGGUUUGGAGGAACAAGGCCCUCCACAUCUGGCUCUGAUAAAGAGGAAGGCUGCUGGUUUGGAGGAACAAGGCCCUCCACAUCUGGCUCUGAUAAAGAGGAAGGCUGCUGGUUUGGAGGAACAAGGCCCUCCACAUCUGGCUCUGAUAAAGAGGAAGGCUGCUGGUUUGGAGGAAGAAGGCCCUCCACAUCUGGCUCUGAUAAAGAGGAAGGCUGCUGGUUUGGAGGAACAAGGCCCUCCACAUCUGGCUCUGAUAAAGAGGAAGGCUGCUGGUUUGGAGGAACAAGGCCCUCCACAUCUGGCUCUGAUAAAGAGGAAGGCUGCUGGUUUGGAGGAACAAGGCCCUCCACAUCUGGCUCUGAUAAAGAGGAAGGCUGCUGGUUUGGAAAAACAAGGCCCUCCACAUCUGGCUCUGAUAACGAGGAAGGCUACUGGUUUGGCCUACAUCUCCGACCCCAUCCACUUACAGAAACAAUGGGAGCAUUCUGAGCUCACACACACACACACACACACACACACACACACACACACACACACACACACACACACACACACACACACACACACACACACACACACACACACACACACACACACACACACACACACACACACACACACACACACACACACACACACACACACACAGAUGCCACACAGCCUCUUACUCAGCAGCUGUACUCUAGUGAGGGUUGGUAAGUGAGGUAUGGGGGGAGAGGGGGGUUUGGUUGGGUAUGGACACAUUUAAAACACCACACACUCAGCUUAUCUCUAACUGCCUAUUUAGCCUCCAAAAUGAGACACUUUACCCAAAGGCUUCACAACUCUGCAAACAAACUGUUAUGGAGUCCUCUCCUAUGCUCUCCUCUUGACUCCAACCUCUCUCCCAAAACAGCCCCAUAUAAAAACAGAAGUGGGUUUUUGGACAGUGUCAGUGAUCCCUACCCUCCCAACAGGAAAAGGGCUGGCUUAUACAAACAGAGCUGUUAAAAUCCCACAGAGGCCCAACCUAACGAUCCCUGUGGAAAUACUGACCGGAUUCAAACCUUUUUUAUUCUCCAUUCUUAUUCCAUAUCCUAGCUCACUCUACCUAUAAAUCCAACGAAUCCAAUUCUGACAUGUCCAUUUAGUGUUCUUGUGCUGUAAGUAUUUAUUGACCAGUGUACGGGUAUAUUUAUGUUGUUGGAGAACGACGUCUAUUGUUGGACUGAAUUACAUAUUUACUGUGUUGCUAAAUGCAGAAGCACAGGAAGUGCACGCUCCUCUGCACAUAGGUAAACAUAUCCACUCUGGGGCCGGGGGUUUCUAGCCAGAGAUAAGCAUGGAUGGGGCAGUUAUCUGUCAGUGGUUUUUUUUGUGAAUAGUUUAUCUUUCUGUCUGAGAUAUUCUUAUUCAAUCAGUAUCUGUGCAACAGUAAAAACAUCCCCAUAAUGCCCAUGGAACUCCCUUUGUGUUACACAUAAAAGGGUCCCCAUGUUGUUUCCUGCUGUUACGAAUUAGCCCUUUGGUACCAACUCUCAGACCAUGAGGCUUUUCAGAAAUGUUCAAAAUAUUGCCAACUGUUGAAAUCACUGGAAGGUGGUUAGAGCAGAUCUCCCACUCAACUGCACAGAAACCAAAGCCUGGAAUGGUAAUAGAGCUCAUUUAUUUACCUUUUCCCUGUCUUAAUUAUGUCUUUCUAUGUUGUUCUGUUGUAUUCCUCUGUCAGCAACACUCCACAGCAGCUUCCACACUUUUCAUUGACCUCAUAGAAAUAUAACAUAUAGAUAGAACACAGUUUAUGAUUAUGUCCAAUCCAUUCUAUGGUUGCCUCCUGCAUAGCCUACAGUACAUGACCACAGGGCACUUCAGUCACCACAGGCAGUACCUUUUAUAGGGUCACCACAUUUCAGUCAAUGGGUGCUGAAAUGAUCUGUGCCUUUUCAUUCCUCUCAUUGGAGCACCUUACUGUCAUCUGAUUGUCAGUCCACACACACACACACACACACUCUCGCUCUCCCUCUUCAACUGUCAGAUUAAAGUUGUAUUUCAAAACAGCAUCCCACACACUAACACAGUCGGAUCACCUGUAGAGAGACUCAUGUGACCACAUCAAGAGGCUUUGCAAACUCUGCUGUCAGAUACCAUGUCAUCGGCCAGUGUGUGUGUCGGAGAGGUCACAAUGUGCUGUACCAACGAGUGUGUAUCUGAGCUGUGUGUGUGUGUAUUGGAAAGGUCGCUCUGUACUGUACCUGCGCUGCCUUAGAGUAACUCAUUCCAACAGGCUACGUUGUAUUUAUUCAUUCAUUCACCACCGACUACUCAUAACAUUCCUCCUGGUGGUCUCCAUGGCAACACACCUGGACUUUUCUCACGGGACAGACUGUCGGUUCAUCAUCAAGGCCCUCUCACCAAAAACAUGAAUAAUUGAAUAUAUCGACUGCAGGUAGUGGGAGAAGAGUUGUGAUUCCCCCAGCAGUGUUCCGUGGUUCAUUCUGUCUGAUGUUUUCACAAUAAAAUGCCUCAGAAACUCAAA